This is a messenger RNA of Pungitius pungitius (ninespine stickleback), 1889 nucleotides long. Its product is annotated as GTPase IMAP family member 4-like. Gene Ontology annotation, molecular function: GTP binding. Bases 6 to 947 code for a protein of 313 amino acids. The record is from RefSeq and is a predicted model, not a curated record. NCBI's taxonomy places the organism in Eukaryota, Metazoa, Chordata, Actinopteri, Perciformes, Gasterosteidae. The transcript is spliced from 2 exons.
CAGACAUGGCCGCCGCCAGAGACAAACUCAAUAUGGAUCAGUCUCACACACCUUCCAACACCAGAACCUCAACCAACACAACAUACAACAACGAGGAGUUCAGGAUUGUGUUGGUGGGGAAGACUGGAGUUGGGAAGAGCGCCACAGGAAACACCAUCCUGGGAGAAAAGGUCUUUGAAUCAAAGCUCUCCCCUAAUUCGUUAACCGUCUACUGUGCAAAGGCCUUUGGUGAAGUGAACGGGCAAAAGGUUUCUCUUAUUGACACUCCGGGUCUGUUUGACACCAAGUAUGAUGAGAAGAAAACCUAUGAAGAUCUGCGCCGGUGCACAUCUUAUGCUUCUCCUGGACCCCAUGUCUUCCUGGUCCUCGUCCCACUGGGCAGAUUCACAGGGGAAGAGAAGAACACGGUGCUGAAGAUCCAGGAGAUGUUUGGAGAAGGUGCAGACAGAUACAGCAUGGUUCUCUUCACCCAUGGGAAUCUGCUCCAAGGGGAACCUAUCGAGGAGUUCAUACAGCAGAGCGAAGAACUGAAGGAACUUGUGGCCAAAUACAACGGCCGCUACCACGUCUUUGAUAACGGGACGAAGGAUCAGUCGCAGGUCACAGAGCUGCUCAACAAGAUCAGGAAAAUGAUGGAGGAGAAUGGAGGAAACCAUUACACCACUGAGAUGUUCCAGAGAGCAGAGGAAGAGAUUGAAAAGGAAAAACAACGAAUCCUUAAAGAGAAAAAAGAACAAAUGCGGAAAGAGCAGGAGGAACUUGAGAAGGAAAUAAAGAAAAAGUAUGACCAACAAAUGAGGGAAGCAGAGGCUGACCUGGAGAAGCAGAGAAUGUUAGUGGAGUCUCGUGAAAGAGAAAUUAGAGAGAAAAGUGAAAAACUGAGGAAGGAGCAGGAAACUUCAGCCAGACGAAACGCUGAGAAAAGCUCUGCAUGUACGAUUCUUUAGAAAUAUCUUCUGAUGAAGCUUUGGCUUUGAGAUUCAUUAAUGACCUGUUGCGUGACAACAACAUUUACUAAAUAAGUGUUUGAUUAUACAGAAAUGAGUUGGGAGUUAGUUGGGAUUUUCAAAAUUUUCAGUGUCAUUGAAAUGUCUCUUGUGUGAAUUUAAAUAAAUAUUAGAAAGGUGCAGAUGGUCAUUUAUUGUACUCUAGCUGUGAGGCCGCAGAUGGAAACCAACAGGGUUUGAAGCACCAACCCUGCGGUUCCCGGUGCACCUUCUCUACUCCAUGUGCCACCGUUGCCCCUAUUUAAUUUAACUGGAUCACCUGUCCCUUCCGCUUGCCAAGGUGUAAAAAUAAUAACAUGUUAAUAAAAUAAUGUAUCGUCACAUUUUGGUGUUGUUUUUUGCAGGUUCAAGUUUUUGGAUGUGUUGCUAUGGUGAUUUAGCCAAACCUGCUUCGAGAAACCAAAAAGCCUGAUUCAUUUUAUUUUGUUCAGCCCAAAAUUACAAAUUAGCCUCAGAGGGCUUUACAGUCUGUACACAUAGAACAUCCUGUGUCCUGAAACCUUCACAUCGGCUCAGGAGAAACUCCCCAGAAAAUAAAAACCCUUCCUUGGGGAAAAAAGGGAAUAAACCUUGGGGAGAACGUCAGAGGAGGAUCCCUCUACCAGGAUGGACAGACUGCAAUGGAUGUCAUGUGUACAGAAUGAACAAUGUAAAAGAUGUACAAUACAUACAUAUCACAAAUUAUAGACAUUGGUGUUGUAGAAGGUGCUUCCAGGUUCUUCACAUUGUUUUUGAUGCUCUACUUUGUAGUUAAUGAGGACACGGUACAAUAUAUUAAACUGCAUAACUUUACAUGAGGGGACAAAAUACAAAGGCUGAUGAAAGGUUGCUUUUUAAUGUCAAAUAUCAGUGAAUGGGUUUAUAGAAACUGCUGCUGUUUCU